Brassica rapa (field mustard) is the source of this 3778-nucleotide messenger RNA. RefSeq lists its product as uncharacterized. Lineage: Eukaryota; Viridiplantae; Streptophyta; Magnoliopsida; Brassicales; Brassicaceae. The record is from RefSeq and is a predicted model, not a curated record.
UAAAUAUAGGUCUAAGAAAGUAAAAAUCAUUCAUUCACAUAAUUAAUAUAUUUGUCUCAACGAUUCCACCCACAAACGUUUCUCUUUAAACUCCAAUCAUGUCUCUCUUCACGUCUUUCUUAAGUUGCUUUGUUCCAAAAUCCAGCUCAAAAAUUAGUUCAAUCGAUGGUAGUAUCCCGAAGGGCUUGUCGUUGGAGAAGCCAAAAAGCAAAUCUGAAUCUCUUAGAGCUCCAAUCAUUGUAUCUUAUUUCCCCGUGGGUUCAAUGCUUUCGCGUUUGUAAGAAGUGUGGGAAGGUCAUUGGCAUAUUUGUUGUGAGACUUUUUUUUUGUUCCUUUUGUUUGUUUGGUUAUUGUAAUGGACCACCUACCUAGGUUUGAUAACAUCAUAUUUAGGUCUGGCAACAAAAUUAUAUGCUUUGUAUUCAAUCCAAAUAAAAAUUAAUAACGUUUACAUAUUUUGUAUAAAAUAAUAGUGAUUCCUUUAAUUUAAUCAAUCUUAGGAGGAUCAAGAGUGUGAAUCCAGAGAUAUGUUUUCUAGAGGGGACAUUAGAAUGGACCUGGGCAUGAAUAGUGCUUAAGAUAUACAGUAGUGCUAUGUUAUUAGGAAUGAGUUCACCAGACACCAAUUAUUUAUACGUUAAUGCUAAUAGUGAACCCGUAAUAUCAUUAAUUCCACAAAAAGUAAUGUUAAUUGUUCUGUGUGGGAAUCAUGUAUGCUGGGCAAUUACUUAGUUUUUUAUACGAUUUAAUGUAAACAUAUUCAUCUAUAAAAUAUAAGAAUAGAAAAUUAGAAAAAAAAAUGUAAAUAUUUAUAGAUGGGCAGUGAUUUUUUUUCCAAAAGAACAUCUGAUUCAAAAACAACAAGAUAACUUUGAAUUUACGAGAUAAACAAAAAAAAUAUUAUUUUAAUCCUGAAAACAUAUAAAAAUAAUAAAAUGAUUGCAGUCUUCAUCUUUUUCGCCAUAAAAAAUCAAAUACUCACCAUAAGUUGAGAAAAAUGUGUAAGGAACCUCUUGUAACAUACACCUACAAUGAAACCUAAAAGAAAAACAAAUCAAUUUGACACAGACGAUCAAGUUGGAAACUAAAACGAUGACAAAUACAAAGCCAUACAACAGCCGAGACCAAAGACACAACGACAACUAAGACAACAAUAUCUUACUCUGACACUUUAUCAAAAGAUCCUUACAGUUUGAUCAAAAUACUCUUACCCAUGCUAUAAAGCUCAUUUAGAUAUCAAUUUCUUAUUAAAUUAUCAUGAAAACUGAUUACAACUCUAAACAUAAAAAAACAUAUUUAUAUGAAAAUCAAAUAACCUAUAACCUAUUAAUUUUUUUAAAGAUAAUUCCAACUAAUUAAAAUAAAUAAUUAAACAAAUAAUAAAUUAAAUAAACAUAAUAUUUGAAAUAUAUCUAAAUAUAUUCUCUGCAUCACUUAGACACUGAGACGCCAUUUGCCAUACGAUCAUACCCGUACGGUUUUUUACUCUGACCUUACUAAGCAGUUUAUAAUUCAGUGAAGAGUGGAAUAUAUUGAUCCUCUUUCUCUUUUCUUCAGAUUCAAUUCAUCGUCAUAUAGAUUUCUUAUCCUUUGGAGCUUGGGUAACAAACAUCAAGUUAAGAUCAUUAUCUAUGCCUUUUACACAUCCGACAUGCCAAUCUUCCAUUGUAUUGUCUUACUAUCAUCAAAGAUCACAUCAUCAUUUUUAUCUGAUUUUUUUUUCAGUUUCUUAAACAGCUUUGCAUUGAAAUGCACAUACACUAAGUUAUUUAACUGAUCUUUCUAUUCACUCAUAUAUGAAUAACCAUGUCCUCUCAACGACAUAAAAUCAUAGUAAGAUACUGUAAAACUGUGGUUAUGGAAGUAGUCGUUUUAACUGUAAAUACACAUAUUACAAACGGUCAAUUUCUUAUUUGGAAAAUAAAUAACCAUCUGAUUCUAAUAGUUUCCUUAAGUUUCAUGUUCUUUUGGUAUGAUCUUAAGUUUCAUGUUACCCUUAUAUUAAAAUCUUUUAUCGUUUUUGUUCUUGCCACUAAUAUAAAAUUUCAGAUAUAAAAAUACAUCUUUUUUUCUUGUUUCUGCCUUUACCUUUCUCUUCCUCUGUUUCCUUACAUUUUCGUGAGUUGUGUCUAUACAAACAAUCAGAUAAGUUGCUGUGAGUUGUGCGUUUGCAGGAGAUGAGCAUCUUUGUUCAUCUCUUAGUCAGACAGAGUCGUUGUAGAUUUUCAAAGCACGAGCUAAUUACAAACAGGACCAUUCAAGAAGAAGAACACACCUAUACAGUAUGCACUAACUAAUUUCAGGUGAAAAUGUCAUUUAAAUCAUCAACUUUUAAAUUUAGUUGAAAAAUGCAUGAACUUUCUCGUAGACACUUUAAAGACUCAACUUAUUUUUACUAGCGGUUUUAACCUCAAACAUAUUUUGACUAGCGGUUUUAACCUCAAACAUAUUUUAACUAAACCAUUUUUAAGACACCAUUAAAAUGGUUAACAGUGUUAAUUUCUGUUUCUAAUCUUUGUCAAAUCCAUACGAUGUCAUUUUGAAAUUAAAAACAAAAACAUGUUUCUCAAAGGGUUCAAACCCAUAACCAAAGCCUCAAUCGAAGUAAAGCCAAACCACUAGACUACUUAUAACUUUAUUAACUAGUGUAGCUACUAAUAAUAAUAAUUAUUACCUCACCAACAUCUGAUUCUUCUCCAUAAAAAGGAAAAAUUGUCAUGUCACUAUUGAAGGUAUUGAGUCUUGAGACUCUUAACCACAGAUUGAUUUGAAUUAUUUAAUAUUUGGUAUAGAAAUAUGAUCUUUGUACAGCAAGAAGUACAAGAAGUCAUGAUACAAAAAAAAAAAAAAAAUCAAACCAAGUUGGCUUAGGAUCUGUUAGACUUGUGAGUCGUGAGUCGUGACUAACAUUUCUAGAUACCAAAAGGUCCAAAACACUUCAGGGAACUCCUAACUUACUAAUGUAUUCGAUGUUCUGUUAAAAGAAAAGAGACAGACUUUUUAAUUGGAAGACGAAAGUGGCAAGAGGUUAUUGAUUCUUCUUGGCUCUGGAAGCUGUCUUUUUGAAGUUGUUUUGGCUUGUUUCAAUAAAAACGUAACCGAAUAGCGAUAUGAAGAAGAUGGCCCCUAAUUUUAAUCUUAAAACUCUGGAAAAUAAGGCUACAAAACAUCAUGAUAAUGGUCUGAAUAGUUGGUCCAUUUUUGCCAUAUAUUUUAACUAUUAAGAGUCAAACUUAUGCAUGAAUUGUCAAAGAUUAAAAUAAAAAAGGGCAAAGCUUGGCGAGCAAGAUAAGAGGUCACUUCCAAGAAAUUUGUCCAAGAAUAUUCAACCCUGAUUUUGUCUUUAUAAAUACAUAUCAUGAAACUAAAUCUAAACAUCAUAAAAAAAACUCUAAACAUGUCUCCCUUGGCGUCUUUCUUUGGUUGCUUCGUUCCAAAAUCCAGCGCAAAGAUUAGCUCAACCAAUGAUAGUAACUCGAAAGUCUUGUCCUUGGAGAAACCAAAAUCUCCGAGAGCUCCAGUCAUCGUGUCUUAUUUUCCCGCAGGUUCGAAUCUUUCGCGUUUGUAAGAGAAGAUAUAAGAUCAAGUGUGGGACGGGUGUUGACUUUUUUGUUUUAUGUUGACAUAUAAUGUAAAGACUUUAUGUGUUGGUUUGAUUAUAUGUAAAUUGUACUGGACCAUCUAGGUUUAAAGAAAAGGUACUGGAACCUUUUUAAUUCUGUAGCGUAACAAUAAAAAUAUGUUUCUUAAAUAAGUUUUACAGUUCGGUUAUAUAAUA